Molecule: messenger RNA, 3123 nt
Organism: Melanaphis sacchari
Lineage: Eukaryota; Metazoa; Arthropoda; Insecta; Hemiptera; Aphididae
Exons: 5
Coding region: 521-3109 (862 amino acids)
Molecular function (GO): protein dimerization activity
Source: RefSeq, a predicted model, not a curated record
CCCGUGCAUGAAAAAUUGUUUACAUUUGGUGUUUAAAAAUAGAUUUUAGGUUUUGGUUCGGCUGAUACUUCACCUCCCCCUUCCCGGCAUCAACAACAAUUAUUAUUUAUAAUUAUAACUUCAUAUACGACGCCAAUAUUAUGCCAAUCGAUUAAUAAUAAUAAAGCACUGUUAUAAGUUUUAAGUUUAUAACCAUGUACUAAUUAUUAUCAUAAUGUUGUAUAAUAUGAUAAUAAUAUAUUUUAUUAUUAAUGCGUUAAAUUCUUAAAUUGGCUGUUAACUUGGUAGAUACACUAUACAGUUUCGUAUGUUCAGUGUUUUUUCUUGUUGUAUAUUUCUUUGGUGAUUUUCAAUAUCUGCCUGUAUGUUGAGUUUGAGUAUUGGUUGUUAGAAAUGGAAAGCAAAAGAAAGGGUGGUGCCGAGAAAAUGAGAGAAAAAAAAAAAACUCUUAAUAAAGUCAAGUGAGAGCUGUUUGAAAAUAAACCAAUGCUUUUCAUCAAAUACACAUAGUGACUCUGUUAUGAAAAAAAAUCUCUGUAAUCAACCACAAAUAAGCAUUCAAAAUAGUAAUGUGAGUAAUGAUGAAGUGAAUUUUGGUGCUAGUACUAGUAGUACAAGCUCUAAUUUAAUGGAUUUUGAAGAUAACCAACUAGUACAAAAUCAAGAUGUCAUUGUUGUUAAAGAUAUUAAUGUUGAUAUCUAUGAAAAAUCACAAAUUAGCUAUUUUAAAAAGCCCAACAAAAAUUAUCUUGGUCAAUUUUUUGAAUAUCAUCCACAACAACCAUUUUUGGAUAUUCCUUUUAAAUCAGCUAAAGCCUUUUACCGGAAAAAUAAAACUCAACGUGGUUGGCUUUCGUAUGAUAUAUUUUCCCAAAGUUUAUUUUGUAGUGUGUGUUUAUGUUUUUCUUCAGAAGAUAACGUGUUUACCCAAGGAUUGAAACUUUGGACACAUGUUUAUCAAAGAAUUGAUGAACAUGAAAAUAGCAAAAAUCAUACAAUAUGUACAGAUGCUUAUCUACACCAUGCAAAUAAUAAAAGUAUAGACUAUUUACUAUUUCCUGAACAAAAACAUAAAUUAAAAGAAGAAGCUAAAAAUAAUAGAAAAAUACUAGAAAGGGUUAUUGAGGUAGUAAAACUAAUUGGGAAGAGAGGUUUAAGUUAUCGAGCUGCUCAAUAUGAAUCAUCUUAUUUUUUAAACGAUCCAACACUUGACCAUGGUAACUUUUUAGAAAUUCUACUUCUUUUAAAAAAAUAUGAUGUGACAUUAAAUGAACAUAUUGAUAAAAUAACCAAAAGUGCUCAAGAAAAAGCUGCUCGACAUAAGUCUACAAAAGUAAAAGGAAGAGGUUCAUCUAUAACGUUCAUUUCAAAAACAACGGUUAAUUUGAUUAUUGAUGCUAUAAGUGUUCUUAUAAAAAGGUCAAUUUCUUCUCAAAUACAAGAAGCUGAAAUGUAUUCUGUGCAGCUGGAUACUACACAGGAUGUGUCUGUUCAAGAUCAGUGUUCUGUAAUAUUAAGAUAUGUGAAUCCAAAAGGAGUGAAUGAAAAACUAAUUUCUAUUGUAACAAUGAAAGAAUCGACAGGAAAAAGUUUUCAUGAAAUGCUGCAAGAUGUACUGAACAGCAAUGGACUGGAUGUAAAAAAACGCAUUGGAAAUGCCACAGAUGGAGCAGCCAAUAUGCAAGGGAGAUUUAAUGGCUUUUCAUCCUGGCUUUCAAAGUCUUCACCCGGUCAAAUUCAUGUAUGGUGUUAUAGUCAUAUUUUGAAUUUAGUUAUUAUUGAAGCAACAAAAUCACCACUUCAAGCUGCCUCUUUAUUUGUUUUAUUAAAUGAUGUUGCGGUUUUUUUUAAAGAAUCGUACAAGAGAAUGAAUGUAUGGAAAAAAACAAUUGGUGAGAAAGAUUUAAGAAGACUUGUGACUGUUGGAAAUACUCGUUGGUGGUCUAAAGAGAAAGCUUUACAUCAUAUUUUUGUAGAUCAGGGACAUUUGUUUGUAGAGAUGAUUUUAGCUUUAGACACUAUACAAACAUUAGAUUCUUUUACACCUGAAGUUCGUGUAAAAGCAAAAACUCUGAAAGGAUCAUUUUUAGAAUAUCAAACUAUAUUAACGGCAUUUGUUUAUGUGCAUAUUUUUGAAAUUGUUGGUCCUCUCUCCAGGUAUUUACAAACAAAAGGUAUAGAUUUAAUAAAGUCUCAAGAAUUGGUUGAUGGCUCUCUAGAGCAAUUGAAAAAAUUACAAAGAAAUAUGCAAAGUGUGAAAAAACGAACUGAUAAUUUUAUUGAACAAUUGAAUAGUAAAUUUGAUGAUUGUGACUUGGAUGUAUUCAUUGAAAUAAAGUUUCUUGAAGUAAGAAAUCGGUAUAAGAAAAAAAUGUACGAUGAAAAAUCUUCAGAUACACCUAUUCUAAAUGCUGAGAAAAAGUUUGAAGUUCAGGUUUACAAUGUUAUAUUAGAUAACACAAUUUCAAGUAUGGAAAAAAAGUUUUCCUCUAAUAAAAUGCUAUAUACAGAUCUAUCAUGUUUUUCGCCAAAUAAUUUUGGAGACAUAUCAAAUGAAAAAUUGCCUUCUAAUGCAUUAGUGGAGUUGUGUAAAGUGUUAAAAUAUUUUGAUAAUUGUAUAACAAUUGAAAAGUUAAGAAAUGAACUUAUAAGUUUUGCAGGCAAUUGGAAAUAUUUAAAAAAGUCUUUACCUGACGAAUAUAUAGUUAAUGAAGACAUACAAGAUACUGAUGAUGAUAACAAUGAUGAUGUUGACAGUAAUGAAGAAAAGAUUGCAAGUUCCAAAAUGUGUAAAUCAUGUAUGAAUUGUUCAGUUUGUUGCUACAAUGUUUUACUCAAGUAUAAUUUAUAUAGUAACGCAUACUCAAACCUUGCUUUAGCCUACAAAUAUCUUCUUACAUUACCAUGUACUCAGGUAGCAUGUGAAAGAUCAUUCUCAAUUCUGAAGUACAUUAAAUCACGACUGAGAAACACUUUAACGGAAUCAAAAUUGGAGGCAUUUAUGCUGAUGAGUAUAGAAAAACAUAUUUUACUCGAAAUUGAUAACGAUGACAUUAUUGAUAUUGUUAAAGAUCACAGUAAAUUAUUAAGAUCUAAACUAACCUAUUAAAAUGUUUAAUUAAA